CGAGUCGGCUGUGAUCCCCAGGGAGUCCCCAGAAUUUAAUACCUCCCCUCCUAACUUCCACCACCAUCUUCAAUUUCCACCGCCACCACCACCUUCAACCUUUCCGCUCCCUCUCUUUUCUCUAUCUCUUUCCCUCUAAGCGUUAUUCAGAAACCAGGGCUUACCGUCUGCAAUGGAUGGUGUUCCUGAAAUUCCUCCAUUCUUCAUCUGUCCGAUCUCUCUGCAGAUCAUGAUGGACCCUGUUACAGUCUGCACCGGCAUCACAUACGACAGGGAGAGCAUUCACAAAUGGCUCCUCGCUUACAAGAAGAAGACUUGUCCUGUUACAAAGCAAGUGCUAACGGACCAUUCACUGACACCCAACUCCACCCUCCUCCGUCUGAUCCAGUCAUGGCUUGGCGACAACCCCUUGGCCGGCCAAGCCGAGGGCCUGCUGGAGACGACCCCCACCAUCGACGGCGAGAACGUCCGGAAGCUCAUAGACGGGGCCAAAUCCCCAGUUUCCGAUCAAUUGAAGGCUCUUAGGAAGAUCAGGUCUCUACUGAAAGAGAAUGAAUCCAAUAAGAGGUUGAUGGAGGAAGCAGGUUUGGCUCCGGUGAUGGCUUCUCUUGUAGCGGAGAAUUACGCUCAAGACGUCGCCAGCCAGUUUGAUCAGAGUGAAAUCAUUGGGGAAGAAGCAUUGAGCACUCUUUCUCUCCUUCAUCUGUCACCAGAGACAGCCACUCGUCUUGCCGGUAUGGACCUCAUAACGUGCUUGUCAUGGGUAUUACAGAGAGGGAGUUAUAAUGCUAGAGUACACGCUGCCACUGUCUUGAGAUCCGUCUGCAAAUCCGUUCAACAGAACUACUUGAUGUCUCUACAAACGGAGCUGUUCGACGGAAUCGUGGAAAUCUUGAAGGACCAGAACUCGAACCAGGCGACGAUGGCCGCACUUUCGAUACUCAUGGAGGUCUGCCCAUGGGGAAAGAACAGGAUAAAGGCAGUAGAAGCAGGCGUUGUGCCUGUUGUCGUGGAAUUCCUGGCUGAGAAUAAUGAGAGAAGGAAGUGCGAGAUCAUGUUGGGAGUGCUCGAAUUGCUGUGUGGUAGAGCGGAGGGCAGGGAAGCCUUCCUCGCUCACCCUGCCAGUGUUGCAGUUGUGUCGAGGAAGAUCUUUAGGGUUUCUCAUGUCGCAAAUGAGAAGGCAGUGAGAGUGCUGCUGUUGGUUUCCAAGUAUUCAUCGUCUUCUUCUCUGAUCCAAGAAAUGGUCGACAUGGGUGCUGUUUUCAAGCUGUGUAUGGUGCUACAGACAGAAUGCAAUUUGAAGACCAAGCAGAAGGCCAAGGAGAUACUAAGACUACAUUGGAGGGCUUGGAAGGCAUUCCCCUGUGUUCCGUUUCAUGGAUUAUCAUCUGUCCUUAGAGCAGUUGGUGAAAGCAGUUCAUAAUUAAGCUUCAUUAGCAUUGCUCUUUAUCUUUUUUUUUCUUCCUUUUUUACUGCAGUUGCUUCAAAAGUCUCUUUGAUGCAAUUGUAUGGUUCUUAGGGAUUGAUAUGUAGAAGGCAAAGAACCAGUGCUUGAGGCACAAAAUUAAGGUGCUCUCCUUAUUCAGCAUGUUCUAAGCUGGAGUUCCGCAUAAUAUUCAACCAGAUCUUAAGAACCCUAGUGGCUCUCUUUGGACAAUAUGUACAUAAAUCCAAUUCCUGUUUCAAAAUGUGCAUAUGUAA
This is a messenger RNA of Nymphaea colorata (pocket water lily), 1701 nucleotides long. Its product is annotated as E3 ubiquitin-protein ligase PUB23-like. The coding region runs from base 173 to 1423 and encodes 416 amino acids. The transcript has a single exon. Gene Ontology annotation, biological process: protein ubiquitination. The record is from RefSeq and is a predicted model, not a curated record. Gene Ontology annotation, molecular function: ubiquitin protein ligase activity. NCBI's taxonomy places the organism in Eukaryota, Viridiplantae, Streptophyta, Magnoliopsida, Nymphaeales, Nymphaeaceae.